AUGGAGGAAGAGGAGUAUAUAUUUACCAGUGGUAAAGAUGAAAUUGGGUUGAUUGUACUUGGUUCUGACACGACACAGAAUCCACUUGAUUACCCAAAUAAAAUAAAAGAUCUCGAAAGUGUCUUAAUGACAACCGAUGGCCUCAUGUUGACAAGACAGCUGGUUGCCUUGCAGAGGGCAGGGCUUGACGGUCUGAACAUCAGCUUAGACACCCUGCAGUCCCAACGCUACAACCAGAUCACGAGGAGGAAAGGCUGGGAGCGUGUCAUGGCUGGCAUAGAUCUAGCCUUGCAACUUGAAUACGACCCUGUGAAGAUAAAUUGUGUUGUAAUGCGAGGUUUUAAUGAAGAUGAAAUGUGCAGUUUUGUGGAGUUAACAAAAGAGAAAAAGGUUGAUGUAAGAUUUAUUGAGUACAUGCCUUUCAGCGGCAACAAAUGGAAUGAUGGGAAGAUGGUCUCAUUUAAUGAAAUGCUCCAAAUAAUUAGAAAGCAGUGGCCUAAUUUUGAUCCUCUUCCCAAUGGGCCCAAUGAUACCUCAAAGGCAUACCAUGUCCCGGGCUUCAAGGGAUGCGUGGGAUUUAUUACCUCAAUGAGUGAACACUUCUGUGGCACGUGCAACCAUUUGCGGAUAACAGCUGAUGGCAAUUUGGAGGUGUGUCUCUUUGGGAAUUCAGAGAUAUCUCUCAGAGAUGCAAUACGAAGCAAAUGCAGUGAGGAUGACUUGCUUGCCAUGAUUGGGGCAGGAGUGAGUAGAAAGAAGAAACAACAUGCAGUUGACUACAUCAGACCACUACAAGGGAAAAAGAGCUUCACACUUCGCAGAGAAUUGAUGCUGGUGAGCCACCCACAGAAGUUGCUGCAGAGUAGGAGUACAAUUACUGAUCGGAAGACAAAUCGAUCAGGAAUUGAAAAAUUUUGUUCCAUCCAAACAUUGGGCAGCGCAGUGAAAUCUUGA
This is a messenger RNA of Schistocerca piceifrons (Central American locust), 954 nucleotides long. Its product is annotated as molybdenum cofactor biosynthesis protein 1-like. The record is from RefSeq and is a predicted model, not a curated record. The transcript is spliced from 7 exons. Lineage: Eukaryota; Metazoa; Arthropoda; Insecta; Orthoptera; Acrididae. The coding region runs from base 1 to 954 and encodes 317 amino acids. Gene Ontology annotation, biological process: Mo-molybdopterin cofactor biosynthetic process. Gene Ontology annotation, molecular function: 4 iron, 4 sulfur cluster binding; cyclic pyranopterin monophosphate synthase activity; GTP 3',8'-cyclase activity.